AUGCGGUCGCCAAACACCAUCCGCCCAGCCGAGUCAUGUGACCCGGAUUACAUCAGCGCCCAGACCAGCAGCGAAGCCAACGGGAGCCUCGUCAACUACACGGUUGAGCCCUACUCGUCGCGUACAUCGCCCGACACCCCGCGGUUGGAAGAACUGCAUCUCCGGGACCGGUCUGUGACGCCUGGGAAGUCGCGCAAGCGGCAAUUGCCCCAGGAGCCCGUUGCUGCUCCGCCCUUUCGUCCUCGCCCACAGCCCAAGGUCUUCACCCCAAACUAUGAUGAUGGAACCCACCGCGUCUUCGCCGGUGCCAAAAAGCAUACCGCCUACGACUUUGACUCGCCCGUGGCCUCGAUGUCGGUGCUGGAUAGUGAGGAGAUGCCCGUCAAUACCCUGACCCUGGAACCCGAAACACGCCAAAUCUCAGAAGAACAAUUGAUCAAUGAAGUCCGCACUAUCUAUGCUGGCCUGGUUCUGGUGGAGAAGAAAUGCGUGGAGAUUGACCGCCAACAAGCCAAUAACCCUGUUCCCCUGAACCAUGAACAAUGGCAAGCACUCAUAGCCCUGCAUAGGACCCUCCUCCAUGAACAUCACGAUUUCUUCCUUGCAUCCCAGCACCCCUCAGCAAGCCCUGCCCUUCAGAAACUGGCCAGUCGUUAUUCAAUGCCUGCCCGGAUGUGGCGGCAUGGAAUCCACUCAUUCCUGGAACUUUUGCGCCAUCGGCUCCCCGAGGCAUUAGAUCAUAUGCUGGCCUUUAUAUACACUGCAUAUUCCAUGAUGGCCCUGUUGCUUGAGAGCGUACCCAGCUUUGAAGACACCUGGAUUGAAUGCUUGGGGGAUUUGGCUCGGUACAGAAUGGCUGUGGAAGAGUCUGACCUCCGCGACAGGGAGGUGUGGGCUGGUGUGGCAAGAUAUUGGUACAACAAAGCUGCAGAUAAAUCUCCCCAGGUUGGGAGAAUUCAGCAUCAUCUUGCUGUUCUUGCCAGACCCAAUAUUCUUCAGCAGCUGUUCUUCUACUCCAAAUCCCUGGUUUGUGUUCAACCAUUCCCUAAUACUAAAGAAUCCAUUAUGCUGCUUUUCAACCCUCUUUUGGACCAAAAGGAAUUAGCCCUGGCUCACUAUUCCCCUACAAUGUUGCCCUUUGUGAAAGCUCAUGGAAUCCUUUUCACCAAACAGUCAAUACUCUCCUUCCUUGAGUAUGGACUUGAGUUCAUGUCAUACCUGGGAACCCAAGUUGGUCGCGUCGGAUCCAAAUGGAGAGAACAGGGAGUCUACAUUGCCUCUGCAAAUUUUGCCUCUCUUAUUGAGUAUGAUGCUAGCUCACGCCUCAGCAAACUGUUCCAGAAGGCCAUUGAAUCCCCUGGCCUGAAUGAGUCUCGACUGAAAAAUGAACAUUUUCCUAUGCCAGAAAGUGGCACCAAGCGCCAUCUACCUGAAGAUUUUUCCAUGCGUGGAUUGGUGUGGAGUCAAUUGUACUACCCAUCUGGUUUCUUUAACUACUCCCUCCUUGAAGAUGAGGAGGGAAGGUCUUUGGAACUUCCUAGUGUCACAGUGCCUCGGGUUGAACGAUGUCUUUGGCUGGGACAUCGCCUUGCAUCACUGGACCUCUGGAUUUCAUACAAUGAGAAGCAGAAGAAAUUUGUCGUCAAGGACCAUGGCAAGCAAAUAGAGGGCAAGGCUAAAAGGGUAACCCUCUUUGAUGAUGCAGCGCGCUUCUUUGAGGAAAGAGACUAUGUCAAGACGUCGUCAGAAGAUGAACAUGAUUUACAGAUGACAGACGCUGAGCCUGUACAGGCUGUUGAACCUGAUUUUCGAAGCCCCGACAAAACCUGA
Molecule: messenger RNA, 1830 nt
Organism: Uncinocarpus reesii 1704
Lineage: Eukaryota; Fungi; Ascomycota; Eurotiomycetes; Onygenales; Onygenaceae
Exons: 4
Coding region: 1-1830 (609 amino acids)
Biological process (GO): nuclear-transcribed mRNA catabolic process, nonsense-mediated decay
Cellular component (GO): telomerase holoenzyme complex
Molecular function (GO): protein binding; telomerase RNA binding; telomeric repeat DNA binding
Source: RefSeq, a predicted model, not a curated record